Molecule: messenger RNA, 1259 nt
Organism: Nomascus leucogenys (northern white-cheeked gibbon)
Lineage: Eukaryota; Metazoa; Chordata; Mammalia; Primates; Hylobatidae
Source: RefSeq, a predicted model, not a curated record
UGUCGUCAUUGUGGCCCGACCGCUUUCCGGAGACUGGAGUCGAAGGCCGUGAGGUAUUUUUCAAAGCCAGUGUUUUAGAAGGAGUAUGUGGAAGGGCAAGGAGUACCUAUAGAACCCGGGAGGAGGGUGAGGAGCAGACCUGGUCAGCCGUAAUGGCAGGUGAAGAAAUUAAUGAAGACUAUCCAGUAGAAAUUCACGAGUAUUUGUCAGUGUUUGAGAAUUCCAUUGGUGCUGUGGAUGAGAUGCUGAAGACCAUGAUGUCUGUUUCUAGAAAUGAGUUGUUGCAGAAGUUGGAUCCACUUGAACAAGCAAAAGUGGAUUUGGUUUCUGCAUACACAUUAAAUUCAAUGUUUUGGGUUUAUUUGGCAACCCAAGGAGUUAAUCCUAAGGAACAUCCAGUAAAACAGGAAUUGGAAAGAAUCAGAGUAUAUAUGAACAGAGUCAAGGAAAUAACAGACAAGAAAAAGGCUGGCAAGCUGGACAGAGGUGCAGCUUCAAGAUUUGUAAAAAAUGCCCUCUGGGAACCAAAACCGAAAAAUGCAUCAAAAGCUGCCAAUAAAGGAAAAAAUAAAAGUUAACUUUUUGGUGUUGAUGUACACAUAUUCAAAAAGUACAUCUUUUUUUUCCCCCCCACAAAACAAUUCUGUGGCAGGGCAAGGUUUAAAUGUGUUUCUUAUUAAUAUGUAAAUUUACAGUAAAUAUGUAAAACUAAAUACUUGCCUCUCCAAAGAUCAUUAUCUUUAUUGAUUUGCACUGAGGAUUUUAACAUUGUGAUAUAUUAUAUAUUUAUAAUUUACCAUCUCUUUUGAUGAGACUCUUAUUUCUUUAUAUAGGUCUUGCAAGUACCAUUUUAUAAGCAGCUGUGAAAUUUAAGUGAAAUGUUCUUUGUAAACAUUUGUACUAUUUUAAAUGAAUAAUGACCUUAUGAAGUAUGCUGUCUAUAGGCUGAAAUUAUAGGUACAUCUGUUUUCACUACAUGACAUUAAGAAAGCAUGAAAUGACUUAAAUGUUCAUUUUUUUCUGUAUAGAUACUUUAUCAUAUUUUCAUGGUUUUAGGAAUUACUGCUUUGUUGAUAUUCAAAGUGUGAAACUAAAACUUUAUGGUUGUAUUUUAAUUCUUGGCAUGUUGCCUCUAUGUCCCAUUUAAAAUAAAAUACAUUCUCAUUAACUUUAGAUGGGAAAUAAGGUUGUAUGUUGAUGGAUGAAUUUUGGCAUGAUGACUGUACUCUCAAUAAAGGCUGAAAAUGUUGUAUAACUGA